UUCGUGUUCCUAGAUUUUUCAAGAUGAUCUCUCUUUUUUUUUUUUCCUUUUCUAAACUGAAACAAAAUGUAUAAUUCAAAAUAAAUUUAUUUUGUUCAUUGCAUGGAAAGAUGUUGAAAAGUGUAAGUCCAAUGGCAUUCUACGAUAUCGGAGAGCAGCAAUACUCUACUUUAGGGUACAUCGUAAGUAAACCUGCGAUUGGGAAUGGAGGAGUGUACGACUUGGACCCUCCGAUCCCAACCAUCGACGAUGCGAUCUACGGCUCAGAUGAGUUCCGCAUGUACGCUUACAAGAUCAAACGGUGCCCUCGUACCCGCAGCCACGACUGGACUGAGUGUCCUUACGCUCACCGCGGCGAGAAAGCCACACGCCGUGAUCCUCGCCGUUACACUUACUGCGCCGUCGCAUGCCCUGCUUUCAGAAACGGCGCAUGCCACCGCGGGGACUCGUGCGAGUUCGCACACGGCGUAUUCGAGUACUGGCUCCACCCUGCGCGUUACAGAACUCGCGCUUGCAACGCCGGGAACCUGUGCCAGAGGAAAGUGUGUUUCUUCGCACACGCGCCGGAGCAGCUCCGGCAGUCCGAGGGAAAGCACAGGUGUAGGUACGCGUACAGGCCGGUGAGGGCGAGAGGCGGAAACAGUAAUGGGGUGGCGAUGAGAAUGGACGGCGAGGAUUACGACACGUCACGAUCUCCGGAGAAAAGCGGGAAAAGUGUUGGUUUAGAUAGUAACGAGGAGAAGGUGUUGUUGAAGUGUUGGAGUCGGAUGAGCAUCGUGGACGAUCAUUAUGAGCCGUCCGAUUUCGAUUUCGAUUUGGAUUUGUCACAUUUUGAUUGGAUCUCAGAGCUGAUCGAUUAAAUUGUGAAAAUCAAUGGAGAGACACAAAAACCGAUUAAUAAAAGUGGAUUUGAACCCCCAAAAAAAAAAAAAAUCCACAGGAUCAAGAUUCAAGAUGAGAGAUCUUGUCUUGUAAUGUAUAUGGUAAAUUUAAUUGUAAUGAUUUCUAUCAAAAUGUCGUAAAAAGAGUUAUUUCAAUGAUCAUGUAAUUUGUAAGCUGAUUCUUGAUCUUAUAUGAAGAAGUCUAGCAGUUUCGAGAGAA
This is a messenger RNA of Capsella rubella, 1101 nucleotides long. RefSeq names its product zinc finger CCCH domain-containing protein 54. NCBI's taxonomy places the organism in Eukaryota, Viridiplantae, Streptophyta, Magnoliopsida, Brassicales, Brassicaceae. The coding region runs from base 111 to 860 and encodes 249 amino acids. Gene Ontology annotation, molecular function: metal ion binding. The transcript has a single exon. The record is from RefSeq and is a predicted model, not a curated record.